UCUUUCAGUUUGCUGCCUGAGGUUGUAUUAUAUCCUUAGUCACCAUGCUUGUUCUUAAAAGUUUUUUGUCACUAUUUUUCCUGUUUUUUUCAAGUUCAUAUGCUCUGUAUGGCUAUGCUGUGGUCCGCUGCCAGUUCACCUCCACCCGUGAUUUGGUGUAUCUGGAGCAAUUCUACUUUAACAAGGUCUUGCUGGGCCAGUACAACAGCACGCUGGGAAAGUAUGUUGGCUACAGCAAAAAAGCAAAGGAAAUUGCAGAUGAUCUCAACAAAAGCUUACGCAUUCUGGCGCAAGCGAAGAAGAAUGAAGAGAAAUGCCGAAAUAACAUCGAACCACUCUUAAAUCUAACAAAUCCAGUUGAACCCUCUGUCAGGGUGAGGCAGGUUGAGAUACGGGACAGUAACCAGAACACGUUCUCAUGCAGUGGGUACGGCUUUUAUCCCAAACAAAUUAAUCUUACAUGGCUGAGGGAUGGAAGGAAGGUGACAGAUGGUGUGACAUACUCGGACGUGCUGUCCAGUGGAAACUGGCUCUACCAGAUCCACUCCUACCUGGAAUUCACCAACAUACCUGGAGAGAAAAUUGCCUGUCAGGUGGAGCAUGCCAGCCUCAAGGAGCCAAAGAAUUAUUACUGGGAGCCAAUGGGUGAGGCUAAAUGGAACAAGAUCGCUGUUGGGACAUCAGGGCUGCUGGUUGGUCUGGUGGUUUUUCUUGCUGGACUGAUAAUGACUCUCUGUAGGAGCAGCACUAAUGGUCGGGUGUUGGUGUCGACCGUGUCGACGGAUUAAAAUGCCUUCCAUUUAAGGUGAAGCAUUCAUCGCUCCUUGCAUUUUCUAAACCUGUUACAUCCUAGUCAAAGGAAAGGUCACUCACAUUAACUUAUGUCAUUUGUAUGUCAUUGUUAUAUAUCAUAUCAUAUGCCCAUUUUAUUUACCACUGUGGUUCCCAGCAUGAGGGAAACUCUAGAUCUUCUAUCCAUCAUGCUGGCAGCAAAGGUACGGUUUAAAUGAGAAAGAGGACUUUUCCUGUACACAUUGGCAAAGGCUCUUCUUCUGCAUCUCCAUAGUGAAAAUAGCAUGGAGCCCACUAUAGAACCGGGAAGUAAUUGAGCAUUUACAGAUCUGUCCAAAAAUUCAUAAAAUAUGUUGAAAUCACUGCUAAAGACUCUUCUCUGCACCAUUGCUUUAAAUUUUGUGUAGAGUAUGACACCCAAACACACCGGGAUGUAAUGGUCCUCUAUUUUGCUGCUAUUCUUAUGUUGUUGUUGUUUAAACACUGCCUUACUGUUUUUUAAUUCUGAUUUUUAUUUGAUUGCAAAGCUCUUUAGUUAGUUUAGUUGUUUUUUUGAUGCUCUAAAUAAUUUGACCUUCACCUUGUUCAGCGCUGCUGGACCCUAUCCAACUGUCAUAAGAUAAGAGACAUGGUAUACUUGUAUCUUGGGAAGGGUCAUCAGCCCAUCAAAGGACUACAGAGAGACACAGUUGUACUCUCACACUCUUAUGGAAAAUUUUAAAUAGUAAAUUUACUUUGGACUAGGGAAGGAAGCUGCAGUAACUAGGGAAAACCCACAUAGGCAAUGGGGAAACACCUCCAGAUGGGAUUCAGGCUUAUGCUGUAAGGAAACAGUGCUAACCACCACACCACCCUCCGACUUUGGAUUAAAUAUUUAUCAUCGAACUAAAAAGUGAAAUGAUCAGAAAAUUGGAUGGUCCAGGCACAAAGGUAGUGAAAUAGGCAAAUGCAGGUUGGUAUGCUGCAUAUACUGUAUGUAUGCAGCAUACCAUAUGUUGCAUACAUAUAUGCCUCUGAUUUGUGAAGCAAUAUCUACUGUAAUAAUAUUCUAAUCAAACUCUCCGUGAAUCCUCUACAAGCCAAACAUCUGGUAAUGGUAAUCCAGAAAAGCUCAAACAAACGGGGGUUUGAGGCACAUAUGUUUUGUGGGUAGCUGAAUUUCACAAUGACUUAAGAUUUAUUUAUUUCAUGAAAUUGAUUUUAAAUUGAAGAAUGAGGUGUGAAGGACCAAUUGCCCUAAUUUGGUCAUUUCUUUAUUCGAUUACUUCUCUUAUACAAAUAUUUAUGAUUUACAUUAUUUUUAGCACCUGUCUUUAAUGUAAACGAUGACAGAAACUUUAUUUUGAAAAGGACUUUUAUUUUGAAUAUUCGGACAGGAUAUCCUCCUUUUUGUUGGUAUUUGCUGCUGCAGCUGCUGCGUAUGUAUGUGCAGGUGCUUUACUAAAGGGGCGGAGAUUUCAACUGAUUUUUUUUUUUAUAGUGCCUCAGUUAGAGAGGAAAAGAUAAUGUUAUCAAUGAAUACGUUUGUAAAUAUUUGAUUGAAGUGUGUUGUAAAAUGAAUAUAUGUUUACUGCAGCUCUUAUGGUGCGAAGGAACUUAAUAAACUCCUGAACAUCA
Cololabis saira (Pacific saury) is the source of this 2409-nucleotide messenger RNA. RefSeq names its product class II histocompatibility antigen, B-L beta chain-like. The transcript has 5 exons. Gene Ontology annotation, biological process: immunoglobulin production involved in immunoglobulin-mediated immune response; peptide antigen assembly with MHC class II protein complex; positive regulation of T cell activation. Bases 45 to 788 code for a protein of 247 amino acids. Gene Ontology annotation, cellular component: MHC class II protein complex; membrane. The record is from RefSeq and is a predicted model, not a curated record. Gene Ontology annotation, molecular function: MHC class II protein complex binding. NCBI's taxonomy places the organism in Eukaryota, Metazoa, Chordata, Actinopteri, Beloniformes, Belonidae.